AUGGAUAUGAUGCUAGGCCCCGAGCCUGAAACCAACACGGCCGACUUUGACGAAAAGCCCAUCAAGAUGGAGGACCCCAUCGACGAGAAACCCCCCGAUCCCAAAGACGAAGCCGCCGAGCAAAAGAAAAAAGAAAUCCUAAACGCAUGCAAGACAAGGGACUUUGCCGCCCUCAGAACCCUUGCCGCCUCACCAGGAGGAUUUCUAACAGACACCAUCCGCCAACAAGCGUGGCCAUUACUGCUGGGCAUCCCACCACCAUCAGACACCAAACCAGAAGAAGAAGAAGAAGAAGAAGAAGAAGACUGGAAAUCCCUUCCCCCUCACAAAGACGAAUCCCAGGUCCAGCUCGACGUCAAUAGAGCCUUUGUCUACUACCCCAACGACCAAAACGACACCCAGCUCUCCCACAGCAAAACCCUCCUCUCCACCCUCAUCAUCCGCACCCUCCGCCACCACCCGUACCUAUCCUACUUUCAAGGCUACCACGACAUAUGCCAAGUCUUGCUGUUGACCCUCCCCCCGGCCCUCCAACCAGCCGCCCUGGCCCACUUGUCACUUUUGCGCAUCAGGGAUUUUAUGCUACCGAACCUCCAUCCUGCCAUAGCACAACUGCGACUCCUCCCGGAUAUCCUGAGAUCGUCCGACCCGGAACUAUGGCAACAUCUGUCAUCGACAGAACCUUUUUUUGCGCUGUCGGGGACGUUGACGAUGUACGCGCAUGACAUUACUAGUCUGGGGGAGAUCACCAGGCUGUUUGAUGUGUUGCUGGCGAGGGAUCCGGUUUUCUCAUUGUAUUUGUUUGCGGCUAUUGUUCGCUCCCGCAGAGGGGAACUGCUUGAUAUACCGGAGGAUGAACCGGAGAUGUUGCAUUCGGUGCUAUCGAAGCUGCCGCAGCCGUUGGAUUUGGAGGGGUUGAUAUCUCAGGCGGUGGAGCUGGAACGAGAAUACCCGCCGGAGGGGUUGAGGGGUUGGGGG
Molecule: messenger RNA, 978 nt
Organism: Podospora anserina S mat+
Lineage: Eukaryota; Fungi; Ascomycota; Sordariomycetes; Sordariales; Podosporaceae
Exons: 2
Biological process (GO): endoplasmic reticulum to Golgi vesicle-mediated transport; positive regulation of GTPase activity
Cellular component (GO): endoplasmic reticulum membrane
Molecular function (GO): GTPase activator activity
Source: RefSeq, a predicted model, not a curated record